Mauremys reevesii (Reeves's turtle) is the source of this 5237-nucleotide messenger RNA. It is a transcript of the gene EDNRB, whose product is annotated as endothelin receptor type B. Lineage: Eukaryota; Metazoa; Chordata; Testudines; Geoemydidae. Gene Ontology annotation, biological process: G protein-coupled receptor signaling pathway; enteric nervous system development; regulation of blood pressure. The transcript is spliced from 8 exons. Gene Ontology annotation, molecular function: endothelin receptor activity. The record is from RefSeq and is a predicted model, not a curated record. Gene Ontology annotation, cellular component: membrane. The coding region runs from base 161 to 1462 and encodes 433 amino acids.
CCAAGCUGCUGCUAGCCAGGCAGCGUCCUGCAGAGCGCGGGUGCUGAAUCGCAGGCAAGCUCUGGGAAGCAGGAACCAGCUCUUGGCAGCUGGUUUGUGCUGGGAGGAUUUGAAAGCGGGACCCGGCGCCGCUCGGCUCUGCCCCGCUCCCGGCAGCGGCAUGCACGGACCCAGCCUCUGGAGCCUCCUCGCUCCCGCGCUGCUGCUCAGCUGCUGCGCCGCCUGGGAGGAGAAGGGGUCCCCGCGCCCGAGGGGCGUCUCGCAGCGCAGCCCGCUUUCCCCGGGGGCCGCGGUGACCCACACCGCCCGCACGCCCGGGCUCCGGGGCUCGGCCUCCAACGCGUCCGGCUCGGCUGUGCCCGGGAACGACCCCGGCCGAGCCCGCUCGCUGUCUCCGCCCAUGUGCACCGGGCAGACGGAGGUGAAGGAGACGUUCAAGUACAUCAACACGCUGGUGUCCUGCCUGGUGUUCGUGCUGGGCAUCAUCGGCAACUCCACGCUGCUGCGCAUCAUCUACAAGAACAAGUGCAUGAGGAACGGCCCCAACAUCCUGAUCGCCAGCCUGGCCCUGGGGGACCUGCUCCACAUCACCAUCGCCAUCCCCGUCAACGUGUACAAGCUCCUUGUAACAGACUGGCCCUUUGGAGUUGAAAUGUGUAAACUGGUACCCUUCAUUCAAAAGGCAUCGGUGGGCAUCACUGUGUUAAGUUUGUGUGCCCUCAGUAUUGAUAGGUAUCGAGCAGUUGCUUCCUGGAGCCGAAUCAAAGGAAUUGGAGUGCCAAAGUGGACUGCCAUUGAAAUUGUAUUGAUCUGGGUUAUGUCAGUAGUCUUAGCUGUUCCUGAAGCUAUAGGUUUUGAUAUGAUUGUUAUGGAAUAUAAAGGAAAGCAUCUUAGAAUCUGCAUGCUUCAUCCCACACAAAAAACAUCCUUUAUGCAGUUUUACAAGACAGCUAAAGAUUGGUGGCUGUUUAGCUUUUAUUUCUGUUUGCCAUUGGCCAUCACAGCACUUUUUUAUACUCUGAUGACCUGCGAGAUGUUAAGAAAGAAAAGUGGAAUGCAGAUUGCUUUAAAUGACCACUUAAAACAGAGACGCGAGGUGGCCAAAACUGUGUUCUGCCUGGUGCUUGUCUUUGCCCUGUGUUGGCUCCCCCUUCACCUAAGUAGGAUUUUGAAGCUCACUAUAUAUGAUCAAAGAGACCCCAAUAGAUGUGAACUUUUGAGCUUUUUUCUUGUAUUGGACUACAUUGGUAUUAACAUGGCUUCGCUGAAUUCCUGCAUUAACCCAAUAGCCCUGUAUUUGGUGAGCAAAAGAUUCAAGAACUGCUUUAAGUCAUGUUUGUGUUGCUGGUGCCAAUCCAAAGACAUGCUGUCCCUGGAGGAAAAACAAUCCUGCUUAAAGUUCAAAGCUGAUGAUCAUGGAUAUGAUAAUUUCCGCUCCAGUAAUAAGUACAGUUCAUCAUAAACAAGUAUAUGCUCUGAAAUUAAUUUCAGUGCCUUUAUUUGAGUCAGACUGACAAUUGCUGUUAUAAAUUAAGAUAGUAGAGCUUUUGAAAAAAUCUAGUUUUCUGUUUGCACAAAAAGUAAAUAAAAAAUUGAUUGCCCACAGUAACAUAACAUUCAUAAUUAUGCAUGGUAUCAUGAAGAACAACAGCAGAAACAACUAAUUGUUAAAGCACUUAAAUUCUUUGGAUCAGCAAUUCUAGACCAUCCUCACUUCUGGUAUAUCAGUCAUUUGUAUUCAUUAUAAGCGCCUUAGGAACUAGAGCCACAAUUCUUACUAAAUAGCAAACCAUAUAUUUUGUUGGAUCAAAGCCAAUAUUGUAUAUAACUCAAUGUAUUAUAUUUGUAAAGCAGAUUGAGUGUCUAAAUUGUUUUUAAAAAUCAAAUCCAAAAUACUUCAUAGCACAGUUUAAACAAACACACAAAAAAAGUACUUUUAUCAGGAAUGUUACACUACUAGGUGAGAACAAUACUAACAGGAUACAGUCAAGUUAAAAAUCACACUUCUGUCUAAAUAUUUUUACCUACUACUAUUACAGGUAACAUUUAAGGUCACUACAAAUAUUGUUCUCCCUUAUCAGUUUGUUUAUUUCUUGCAUUUGUGGCAGCACUUUUAAUAGUCCAUUUCACUGUUUCCCCAGUUAUUUGACAUAGUGUUUCACAUAAUAGAGGAGAAAAACAUUUUUAAAUGGAGAAAAAUAUGAUUGCAGAACCAUAACAAUUCUGCAGAGUCGCCGAAAUGAAUGAUUUUUUAAAUUGAUUAGAUCUCAAGUUUACAGCAUCCCUUUUAAACAAUGAGCCUUCAAGUAAUUGACUGUAGUUUAGCCAACUUUAUUUUUCUAGAGAUUACAAAUGAAAUUGAUUUCUCAUGGGAAAAAUCAGAAGCAAUCUAAAUGAUGGCUGGGGAAAAGAACCCUUAAUAUAUAUAGCAGAUAGUACAAAAUGGUAGACAGAGCCUUUUGGGUUCUAAUUGUAUUUAGUUCUGCUAGGUCUUUAAGAAAAUAUUCACAAACUGUACUUAAAAGGCAAGUACUACGUCAUGUAAUUCUUGAUAUUGUUAUAAAAUGUUUUUUCUUUCCAUGUGGUAAUAGCAUUUGUUUCUACUUCUGUAAAUAUUUUAGUGAAGUAUAAUUAACUGUAAAAUAUUAAAAUAUGGGCAGGACCCUAUAAGAAUAGAGAGAGAUAAAGAUGCCUGCGGUAAACAUGAUGUGUAUUGCCAGGAGCAGUUCACAUUUUGUGUCUGCAUGGCAGACUAAUGCUUGUCUUUUUUAAAUAGUUUAAUCCAAGCAACUCAUGUGUUAAGUCUUUUGCUAGUACUAGUUACCAAUACUAGCAUUAGUAAAAGCAUGACUCUUUGGCUUUGCAUCUCCAAUUGAUUUGUCGCAGAUUCUCCAAAAAAAUUUAACACCUUUCAAGCAGUAAAUCAUGAGCUUUUCCUACAAAUAUCAACAGAAAACAUUUUGAAAGUGAGAAAUGUUUUCAGCACAUACCAUACUUUAUUAUAAUACAGUAUUUGUCAAACUCAGGAAUUUUCCUACCUUCCAACUGUCAAGUGUAAGAAUCCCUCGUACACCUUGUCCACAAAGUGCCUUAGAUAUUCUCAGGAUUAAAACAGUUUGAAUCAGAUCUUCAACUUGUGUAAAUUGGCGUUGCUCCAUUGGAAACUACUGGAGUUAGGCCUGUUUACGCCAGCUGAGGAUCGGGGGGGUGAGUGUGUUUUCCAUUGUUAGUUUGCUGUUUUCAUCACCCUUUGCCCAUAAACCCAACUACAAUACACUUAACAGAAUGAAAUACAUGGGAGGUUGUUUCUUUAAUCAGAAACACAAAGUAAGAAGUCAUUCAAGAUGUGUUCUGCCAAUUCCUAAAGUAGAAAAAUAGUUUUUUAAAGUAAAAAUAAUUCCUUUUCUUGUGCACGAGAAGUCAAUAAUUUGACUAGUAUACCAUGUAAAUAUUAUGAAUGUUCAACACACUGUUUAUUUUAUCAAUUUUCACAUUGAGACAUGAAUUAAUGCAAAUAAACAAUUAUUUCUGUGAAAUGCAUUUCAUGUAUUAAAAAUGGGUAACCAACUAAAUCCUAAAUUUGAUACUGGUCAGUGUUAUUUUCAUAAAGUUGUAUCAUUACAAUAUUGUACAUGUAUAUUAUUUUUAUUUCUGUUGAAAUGUAGCUGCUGUAGUCUACAACUGUGUAACAUAUUUUUUGUUUUUCCUGGACUAGUUCCUUGUUAAGUUGAACCCUCAUAGGCCCAGACAUUUAGGUAUUGCAGACAAAGGGCAUGUGCACUGCCUAAUUUUUAAGAACAUAAUAUAUACUUAAUGGAAAACAUUUCUUUAAAUUUCCAGUAUUUACAAAGCAGUAUUUUUUCCAGCAACUAUAUUUUUCCUGUAAUAACAAAACCUGCUACUUACAUGGGUUAAAAAAAAAAAAAAACAAGGGAAAACACAAGAGAAUCUGUGUUCUAGCUAGAAACCAAGAUAUGAAGGAUGGGAUUUUCAACAGUCCUCAGUGUUGGCAAGUCAAUGGAAGUUUAACUAUUGGCUUCCGUAAGAGCAGUUAGGCCACCACUUGGAGCUUUUAAAAUACCUAUCUGAAAUUUGCUACCUGUCCUAUCAUCCUUGAAUAAAUAGUAAAUGAAAAAUGUGUUUUCGAGGCUGAGGCAUUAUCUAGAUUAGUGAUGAGGUGAAAGGAAGUGAAAUUAACUCUGGUGUAAAGAUCUAGGCUGGCAGACAUCUUGUGUAUCCUCUCUCAGCCAUAUGAGGCACCUGUACACCAUUAGGUACCAUGAGAAAGGUCUGUGCACUAUCCCAGAAGAGCCUGGCAUAGCAGGCCAACAUGACAGGGAGCCAGAGAAAGGAUCCUAGAUUCCUCAGCCCUGGUACCCUGUGCAAUGGCCACAGAGCAACUUAAAACUCUAUUUUGAUCCCAAAGCUAGAUUAACAGCCUCAGAGGGGGCUACCCUGGGCAGUGGGUGAACCCCCAUUCGGGGAGGCUAACCCACCAUCCCUGCCCCUUCUGUCCACAGCACCCCCUCCCCACAGCCACAGCCCCGAAGCCCUCCCACCCCCAGUGGCUGGAGGAGCCCUAGCCCAGCCACUCCAAGCCGGUGACCAGGCCAAGUCCUAGGCCACCAGCCAGCCCCAGCGCUGGGCCGAGCCAUUGGCCUGAGCACCGGCCGCUGGCAAGCCCAAGCUCCAGGCUGCCAGCUAGAGCUGAGCUGCCGCUGACUUCAGGGGAGAGAGAGGCAGGGCCUCAGGGCGGAACAUGGAUAGGGCCAUGCCGUGGGGUAAGGGGAAGCCCUGGCCUUUGAUACCAACCACCCAUGGGGGCUACGCAGGAGCUUUGUGCUUUGGCCAUGAGUUAGCGGUUGGCUUUCACCUCCUCAUCUUUGCGCUCCACCCACAUAGUGCCUUAUGUGAGUGAAGUGGGUUUCAUGCUGGGUGAAUUGCACUGAUACACUGGUACUGCAUUUAGGAAAAAUCAAAUGCAAAUACAGUGUUAGUACGUAGUGUCCAUUGUAUGUUGUUGGUAUUUAACUAUCCCAAACAGCUUUUCAUAGACAUGUACUGGCUAUCCCAAGACGCAGAUGGUUAGCAGUGGAAUGUUGUGUGUACCUACAUGAAAAUGUAAAAUCAUUUUUUUUCUUUAUUGUUGUGUAUAACCAUGUAAAAUAAUUAUAUAUUUUGCUUUUUAUGGUCACUAAAAUAGCAACUUUUGUGGUUGCUCCAGUGUAAACAAACUG